This is a messenger RNA of Myodes glareolus (Bank vole), 601 nucleotides long. The record is from RefSeq and is a predicted model, not a curated record. NCBI's taxonomy places the organism in Eukaryota, Metazoa, Chordata, Mammalia, Rodentia, Cricetidae.
UCGUCGCUGCAGUCGUCGCCUCCGUUGUUGUUGUGGUUGCUUCUCCGAAGUCCGCAGCUUCGGCCCCCCAUCGCCUCCCGCCGCCAUGAAGUGGAUGUUUAAAGACUACUCGCUGGAACAUAGAUGUGUGGAAUCCGCGAAGAUUAGAGCGAAGUACCCCGACCGGAUUCCGGUGAUUGUGGAAAAGGUCUCAGGCACUCAGAUUGUUGACAUUGACGAAAGGAGGUACUUGGUUCCACCUGACAUCACCGUGGCUCAGUUCUUUUGGAUCAUCAGGAAAAGGAUUCAGCUUCCUUCUGAGAAGGCGAUCUUCCCGUUUGUGGACAAGAUAGUCCCACAGUGCAGCUUAACUAUGGGGCAGCUUUACGAGAAGAAAAAGGAUGAAGAUGGAUUCUUGUAUGUGGCCCACAGCGGAGAGAACACUUUUGGCUUCUGAGGGCCAGUGCUGGGCUAGGUGCACCGUUCCUGCUUGUGUAUCUUGUAAAUAACUGGCUGUUUUCAGUUACUCCACCAGAGCCUCCUCACAUAGACCUACUAGUGCAUUUGUAACUGGAUUUAUUUCUUAAUAUAUUGGAAGGUUUUGUUUCUUUAGAUUAGUAAA